UCUCUCCGCAGGAAAGGUGAUAGGAAAGAACGGGAAGGUCAUCCAAGAAAUAGUGGAUAAAUCCGGCGUGGUGAGAGUACGGGUGGAAGGGGACAACGACAAGAAGAACCCUCGGGAGGAGGGCAUGGUGCCCUUCAUCUUCGUGGGGACGCAGGAGAACAUUAGCAACGCCCGGGCCCUGCUGGAAUACCACCUCUCCUACCUCCAGGAAGUGGAGCAGCUUCGCCUAGAGAGGCUGCAGAUCGACGAACAGUUGCGCCAGAUCGGCCUGGGCUUCCGGCCCCUCUCGGGUCGCGGGGAUAAAGAGCGGGGCGGCUACACCACGGACGAGAGCAGCUCCUCCCUGCACAAUACCAGGACUUACGGCGGCAGCUACGGCGGGCGUGGCCGUGGAGGCCGGCGGGGAGGCAAUUCUGGCUACGCUACCAACUCGGAAGUCUCCAACGCCUCCGAGACUGAGUCAGAGAAGAGGGAGGACUACGAUUUCCCGCUCGCCGGGGAGCGAGAGCCCCGCCCGGAGGACGGGCGUCGGCGGCCGGGGCCUGGGCGAGGCCGGGGUCCUGCUCCAGCCUCUCGUGGGAACAGCAGUAGCAACAGCAAGUACAACACCUCGUCGAUCAGUUCAGUCCUGAGAGACCCGGACAGCAACCCUUACAGCCUGCUGGAGAACCCUGAGAAUGAGCCGAACGCCGACACAGACUGCAGUGAGUCGCAGGGACCCAGCAACCGGCGGCGCCGCUCGCGCCGGCGCCGCACCGAUGAAGAGACCACCGUCAUGGAUGGAGGCCUGGAAUCGGACAACACCUCUGUCAACGAGAACGGCAUGGAGGAGUCGAAGCCACAGCGACGCAACCGCAGCCGGCGGCGCCGUAACCGUGCUAACCGCCUGGACAGCUCCAUCAGCCGGGACCGCCAGCCGGGAACCGUCGCGGACUACAUCUCCCGUGCGGACUCUCAGAGCCGCCAGGGACCCCCCCUCCGGGAAAGCCAGGAGGAGACCCCCGAGGGCGGAACCUCCCCCAAGCAAAAGGGGGAGGCGAACAGCAAGAUGGUCAACGGCCCUUCGGAGAAUGGGGAGCACAGCGCCGCGGCCGGUGGGGGCGAGGCGGAGGUGGCCUCCCUGAUCAAUGGGGUGUCCUAAGGGGCCCCAGCCGUCCUCCUCCUCCUCCUCCUCCUUGCCAUGAAACGAUCCUUCCUUCCCGCAAGCUUGUGCAACCCCCAAAGAAAUGAAAGGCCGCCACUCGUCUCGUUCAAAGAAAACAAACCACAGCCACCACCAUUCUUUAAAACCAGGAACAACAAACCAACAUCCCCUGGGUCUCACCCCCCUCCUCCCUUCUCCAGAUAAUUCCUCUCCCAAGCUUGCCAAAGACCGUUGGGGAGGGGACGGGGGACCGAGAGCCUCUCCUUGUGUGGCGGCUCGUCAAACAGCUACCGUGAAGCUACAGCAGCCCAGUCCGAAACACACAUAGACACAUACACACCCCUCCCUCCUUCCUGGCUUGUUGUGUGUGAA
Pseudonaja textilis is the source of this 1516-nucleotide messenger RNA. The record is from RefSeq and is a predicted model, not a curated record. NCBI's taxonomy places the organism in Eukaryota, Metazoa, Chordata, Lepidosauria, Squamata, Elapidae.